AUCUCCUCCUCCUCCUCGCUCCCUCUCUUCAUCCUGCAAACCUUUCCACAACCCAACCACUGCGCUGCGCUCUCCGGUCCACCCCAAUGGAGGAGGAGCACUGUGCCAACAACUGGGACCUGCACGCCGUCGUGCGCUUCGGCUGCCGUCGCGCCCUGUCCCCGCCGACGCCGCGGCGGCACGACCCCUUCGCCACGUUCCUGCCGCCGCCGCCUGUAAAAGAGCAGCCGGUCGACGCCGGCUGGUGCUUUCCGGACCUCGGCGCCGGGUUCGGACAGGACGCCGACGAGCUGCUCAAGGCCUUCUGCGCCCCACCUUCUCCGCCGCAGCUGCCUCCACCUCUUCCGCCGCAGCAGCUGCCCGUGUCUCCUCCUCCGCCGCCACCGCCAAAGCAGCAACAGCAGCAGCAGGCGAUGAUGGCACCGGCGGAGGUGCCGCUCCAGACAGCUGCUGCUGCUCCGGCGCCGAGGGCGCAGCCUAGCGGGCGGCAGGCUUCCGGCGGCGUGCCGAGAUCCAAGAGAAGGAAGAACCAGCAGAAGAAGGUGGUGUGCCACGUCGCGGCGGACGCCGUGUCCUCCGACGUCUGGGCGUGGCGCAAGUACGGCCAGAAACCCAUCAAGGGCUCCCCCUACCCAAGGGGGUACUACCGGUGCAGCACCGCCAAGGGCUGCCCGGCGCGGAAGCAGCUGGAGCGCAGCCGGGCCGACCCCAACACCUUCAUCCUCACCUUCACGGGCGACCACAACCACGCCGCGCCCACGCACCGCAACUCGCUCGCCGGCACCAGCCGCCACAAGUUCCCCGCCACGUCCUCCUCCUCCUCCGCGCGGCCCCGGCCUCCGCCGCCGUCGGUCGUGGCGGCGGGCGAGGCGCACCCCUCGACGUCCGCGGGCCUCUCGCCCACCACGCCGCUGCGCGCGUCGUCCUCCUCCGAGGACGAGGACGAGCUGCUCGUCGAGGACAUGGAGAUGGCCGGCGAGGACGACCUCCUCUUCCUCAGCGGCGAAAGCGACAACGCCGCCACGCCGCUGUCCUCGCUCUUCGACGUCGACGAGCCCUUCUUGGGCUCGCCCUGGACAGAGAUGGCCACUGGGGCUGCGGGCGACGCCGGGAGUUGACCUGCUGAUCUUGGCUUCUCGUAGAGGAGGGGAUGGGAAGAAAGAUGAAGAGAGCAUCUGAUCCACCACUACAGUUUAGAGGGAGUAGUUUUUAGCAUUGGUAGUCAGAGCUUCUUCAUCAUUCUUCCUCUCCGGCUCAAAACAAUCUCUGUCUCUCUCCUUAUUUUUGCUGCUCCUUUUUUAGGUAUGGAUGAAACUUUGCAUCUCUUUUCCUUAGAUGUCUGAUUUAUACAGUUGUAUAUAGAAAGUGGCAGAUGAUGAACCAA
This is a messenger RNA of Lolium rigidum, 1384 nucleotides long. RefSeq names its product WRKY transcription factor 22-like. Gene Ontology annotation, molecular function: transcription cis-regulatory region binding; DNA-binding transcription factor activity. The transcript is spliced from 3 exons. Bases 87 to 1118 code for a protein of 343 amino acids. The record is from RefSeq and is a predicted model, not a curated record. Lineage: Eukaryota; Viridiplantae; Streptophyta; Magnoliopsida; Poales; Poaceae. Gene Ontology annotation, cellular component: nucleus. Gene Ontology annotation, biological process: regulation of DNA-templated transcription.